GUGGGGGAUGUCAGUCUUAGUCAGUCCAGCCUCCAGUCAUGCGUGAUUGUUCAGAGUUGUUUAGUGAGUGAACGCAAACAGACUAAAGUCGCUGUGCUCGUGUGAAGAACAUGACAGGGGAGAGUUGAAAGUUAAUACUUUUUUUUUUUUUUUUUAUCGGCGCCGUCACCUUUUUGUUUUAUUUUUCUUCUGUCUUUGACUUUGUUACUUAAGAAGCCAUGGAGCCGAUAACAAAGUGGACGCCAAAACAAGUUGUCGACUGGAUGAAAGGGUUGGAUGACAGCUUGCAGCAGUAUAUUAGUAACUUUGAGAGGGAAAAGAUCAGCGGAGAACAGCUAUUAAAGAUCACUCAUCAAGACUUGGAGGAGCUGGGCGUUGCAAGGAUUGGACACCAGGAACUGGUCCUGGAGGCCGUCGACUUGCUUUGUGCUUUGAACUAUGGAGUGGAAACAGAUAACCUGAAGAAUCUCGUCGUGAGGAUGAGAGCUGCCACCAACAGUCUUCACAUCGCUACAAAUGAUCGCAGAAAAAGCCCCCCAUCUGAGGGAAGCAUGUCUCGCAAGCCACCAAAUGACUUCCUAACCUCUGUGGUGGAGCUGAUUGGUGCUGCAAAGAGCCUCCUAGCUUGGCUUGACAGGACGCCUCUCACAGGGAUCAGUGACUUCACAGCUACCAAGAACAAGAUCAUACAGCUGUGCCUGGAGUUGACCACCACAGUUCAGCAGGACUGCAGCGUCUAUGAGAUGGAAGAAAAGAUUCUGGAAGUUUCCAAGACUUUGAACAACAUCUGUGACCAGACCGUGAGAACCACAUCGGACCCCCUCAUGAGCCAAUCUGCCUGUCUGGAGGAAGUCCAGCUGACCAACAUCAAACCAGGCGAGGGGCUGGGAAUGUACAUCAAGUCGACGUACGAUGGUUUGCAUGUCAUCACUGGCACUACAGAGCAUUCUCCUGCAGACCUUUCGAGAAAGAUCCAUGCAGGGGAUGAAGUGAUUCAGGUCAACCAGCAAACAGUGGUUGGCUGGCAGUUGAAAAACCUUGUUUUCAAACUGAGAGAAGACCCCAAAGGCGUGGUCCUACUACUGAAGAAGAGGCCGACAGGAACGACAAGCUUCACCCCCGCCCCGCUUAAGAACAUGCGCUGGAAGCCCCCCGUACCUCAGAAUAAUUCCUCCCUGAUCCGAUCCCAGUCCCCCUCCAGUUCAGCUAAUGGAUCCACUAAAAAGGAGAAGCCAGCUAUUAUGGACUUGUACAUUCCUCCACCGCCUCCAGUGCCGUACACUCCACGUGAGAUGAGAACAGACUCCCUCUCCAGCAUCAGUAAAAGACCAAAGGGCUCUGAGUCACCCAACUCCUUCCUGGACCAGGAGAGCAGACAACGUACCACCAUCACAGGUUAUGACAAGUUAAACCCCGGAUGUCCCAUCGAAGCCACCGUAAUCCAGCCCAGAAUGAGGGAGCACAGGGCUUCACGUGGUAAGCCGAGGCCACUGUCGAUGCCAGCAGACACUUGUGUUGCAGUAGUGGACACAUACGCCAAGCCCUGGGCACAUGGCAGAAAAGGCGAGGACCUGCUGUACAGAUACCUCAGCAACGAGCGCAUUCCCACCAUUGCCGAGGAGGUCCCGUCGGCAUCCUCGCCCUACAGGCCUGCGAGGGAGCGUCAGCUCGUCCGAGUGGACCGCAUCCGACACAGCUGCUACUAUUCCAACUCGGACCUCCACAACAGCGCCACCAUCCCCUACCAGGAGGACAUGAAAAAGGCCCCCGUAAGCCCCAUCUCAAAGCGCACCCCGGCAGAGCGCUCACUACUGGAACAUGACUGGUUCUCUAGCAGGGACUUCCUGAACCGAUACAACCAACCUCACAUGCGAUCUUGGUCUUUCUCACAAGCAGAGCAGAGAAAUCAAGGGCAUCAGUCACUUUUUCCCACACAGAUAAGAAAACAUGCACACUCUCUCAGAGAUGCACUCCACCAGAGUGGAAGAAAGAAGCGUGACCUACCUCAUGUUGUUAGCAACAGGCUAAUUUAGUUCUUGGUUUUUUUUUUUCCUAAAUUAGAAUUUGCGGCAAUAGUUUAACAGAUUUGUGCUUUUAAAAUAAUACACAUCUGGGUUCCUACACGAUGUGGGAUUUAACUCAGGAUUUUCCAGGGCUGGAUAAAUGGGGGAAUAUGAAAUGUAUAAAAUAUUUGUAUUUUUGCACUCAUGUCUGUCCGUCCUCAAUAUUUAAAUCCAGAGCACUAUUGGAAUAUCAACAAUGUCACAGAAAACCUUGGUAUUUGUGCUUUGAAAAUUGUCCAGAAAGGUCAGGGAACAUUGUUAGAACCCCUGCUACUGCGUUAGCCAAAAGCAACAUCCAAAACUUAUUUACUAAAUGUAUUUGGAUAGCUUAACGUGAGUCUUCUUUCAUCAAUAAAGACAGUUAUGGUGGAACAGACAUUUUUCAUGCUCUGAAAUAUAACAUUGUUAAAAACUCAAAAAUAGAUUUAUUUAUUUAUUUAAUUGGGUUGCUUAUAGCUGCAGAUUACAAUGGAAACAGUCUUUUUUAAAGGUCCCCACUUCUUGAAGUACAGGUUAAUUAUUUGAGUCAGAAUUGCACGAGAAUUGCAUGAGUGUUUUACUGAGGUUUCUACACACACAAAAAAAAAAAAACUACUGUCAGUUCCUCAAUGCACAUACCAUUCACAAACCUUUGCAAAUACUAGAUACGCUGCACACACGGUCACUAGUGGAACGUGAACAACACACUUGUGCAGAUUUGUCAACCAGUUGUGAUUUGUUGUUGCACAAAGUCUGUCUCAGCCUUUAACAAGGAAAAAUUGCAUUUUCCUGAUAGCUUUUGUUUAAAUGAGGAAUGUUUAGCACAAACAAAAUACUUUUCUUUCUUUUUUUUUCUGUCAUUCAGUGGUACAUUUGCACACAGGUCAAAAGCCUCUCCCUUCCCCAUUUUUCUCUCCAUGUGAGUUCCACCUGCCGAAUAGUGGUUACUCUGUCUGACCCCCUCUCAAUCAUGCACUCAGUUUCUGGGUAUCAACUAAGGGCCAUGACGGUUCUCAGCAUGAAUCACGGUGAGAGAUGGAGAUCCACGGUGGUGUGACCAAUCCUGUCAAGGCCCGAGGCUUUUGACAUGAGUCACAGGCAGCAUUACCUCUCUUCCACCUAAACACAGACAAACAAUCUAAAAUUAACUUAACUUAGAGUUACUAAUGAAGAUGAGAAAAGCAAAGAAAUAAUUGGGAGAAUGCUGCAGUUGGAGACUGGGGGACAAAACAACGGAAAGUGUCUCUCGAUAGCCACUUCAGACCACUUCUUAAAUUCAAAAACAAGUGGAAGAAAGGGAGGAAAAAAAAGAGAGGAGGCUGGCUCUCUGUCUUCUUCAGCACAAAUGUAAGUGAGACCUUAAUAAUGCUGGAAUCAGAAAUGUUUUUCCCAUCCCAGCAUAGGGAACGUACUGUAGGCCAGAAUAUCCAUGCUUCUGCACACAGUUCAAGCAGCGAUGUUGUGGCUACAACUCACUCCUACUGAAGGCAGUGAGGAGUAAUGAAAGGCAGGACACAGAUUCCCACAGUGCUAACCCAAAAAAACCUAAAAAAAAAAAACAAAAACAAAAACAUAUUUUAUUUCCUGAUUCUUCCUGGAGAAGAAUCAUAAGAUGAUCUUAUGUCAACUUAGCUUAGCAGUAAUUUCGAAGCACCCUUCUGACUCUUAUGACCUUAACACUACGAGACAUUUCAUUUCAGACCAAUCUCUCUUUAAUCAUAAAGUCUAAUUGAUGACAGUAGAAUAAACCAAUUCAGAUUAAAUUUCAAUUGGUACGACACAAUAAAGUUCGGCAUUAUAAAGAGACUCAUUUUUAGUCCAGUUCACUCUUUUUUGAAGAUAUCGAAUAGUGGGGACCUCGCGACACCCAGUGGUAACAAGCUGUAACUGCUAGUUCACCUCUCCGGGGAGAAAGCAGUUAUUUUGUCUCCCUGGAACAACACGAUAAAAUGCACCUGUAACAGUUAUUAGAAAGAAUACAGCGGGCGGAGAAACCUAAUUUGAAAUGUGGUUAGGGUUACACCCA
Poecilia latipinna (sailfin molly) is the source of this 4068-nucleotide messenger RNA. It is a transcript of the gene cnksr3, whose product is annotated as cnksr family member 3. The record is from RefSeq and is a predicted model, not a curated record. The transcript has 16 exons. Gene Ontology annotation, biological process: regulation of signal transduction. Gene Ontology annotation, cellular component: cytoplasm; membrane. The coding region runs from base 219 to 2033 and encodes 604 amino acids. Gene Ontology annotation, molecular function: protein binding. Lineage: Eukaryota; Metazoa; Chordata; Actinopteri; Cyprinodontiformes; Poeciliidae.